AUGAAUUUUCCCACGAAGUUGUUCUUAGCGCUGGUCGCAUGCUUGUUGUUACAACAAAUUCUUGCUGCUAAUUCCACCAGCAGUGACUCUACCGACACCACCACCGGUACUGAUUCCACAUCACCGUCUACGUCAACGAACAGCACAAGUUCUUAUCAAGCAACAAUAAAAAAAUUGCGGAAAAGAUUAAGGCGCCAAAAGCGUCUCGAAAAGAAACGUCUCACAAAGGCGCGACGAGCUUUGCGCAAAAGAGAACGACAGAUACAGCGCAGGAAUAGACGUUCGGAAAGCAGUGGUAGUAGCAAUAGGCGUGCCAACAGAAGAAAUAGAAAUAGACGGUCCAAUAGACGGUCCAACAGACGUCGUGGAUAA
Molecule: messenger RNA, 372 nt
Organism: Bactrocera neohumeralis
Lineage: Eukaryota; Metazoa; Arthropoda; Insecta; Diptera; Tephritidae
Exons: 1
Coding region: 1-372 (123 amino acids)
Source: RefSeq, a predicted model, not a curated record